UGAAGUUAUGCUAUAAAUACGAAAAUGCCUUCGCCGUAAACGAUUGAAUUAGGGUUUUCGAGUCUCAGGAGGAGGAGGAAGAAGAGGAGCAGCAGCCAGCAGCAACCAUGGUUCUCAAGACCGAGCUUUGUCGUUUCAGUGGCCACAAGAUUUACCCAGGGAGAGGAAUCAGAUUUAUCCGAUCUGACUCUCAGGUGUUCUUGUUCAUUAACUCGAAGUGUAAGCAUUACUUUCAUAAUAAGCUGAAGCCUUCCAAGCUUGCAUGGACUACCAUGUACAGGAAGCAGCACAAGAAGGAUGCAGCUCAAGAGGCUGUGAAGAAGAGGAGACGUGCUACCAAGAAACCAUACUCAAGGUCUAUUGUUGGGGCUACCUUGGAAGUGAUUCAGAAGAAGAGAGCUGAGAAGCCUGAAGUUCGUGAUGCAGCAAGAGAAGCUGCCCUUCGUGAUAUCAAGGAAAGAAUAAAGAAAACAAAGAAUGAGAAGAAGGCAAAGAAGGCUGAAUUUGCUUCUAAGCAACAGAAGAUUCAGGCUAAGAUCCCCGAGGCUGCUGCCAAGGGAGGUCCUAAGUUGGGAGGUGGUGGUGGCAAACGUUGAGGAGCCCAAAACCAUUUUACUUUUUCUUUCUUUCUUUAGUUAAUGUUGAUUUCAGAAUACUCCGCAGAACCUAAACCUUUCGUUAUUGAUGUUUGUCUCUUUACUUUUUGCAAUUCUUAUAAACGCAGACUAGAUAAUUUUGUUUCACUGCU
Messenger RNA from Brassica napus (rape), 748 nucleotides. Its product is annotated as 60S ribosomal protein L24-2. The transcript is spliced from 5 exons. The record is from RefSeq and is a predicted model, not a curated record. Gene Ontology annotation, molecular function: mRNA binding; structural constituent of ribosome. Lineage: Eukaryota; Viridiplantae; Streptophyta; Magnoliopsida; Brassicales; Brassicaceae. Gene Ontology annotation, cellular component: cytosolic large ribosomal subunit. Gene Ontology annotation, biological process: cytoplasmic translation. The coding region runs from base 108 to 596 and encodes 162 amino acids.